Arabidopsis thaliana (thale cress) is the source of this 624-nucleotide messenger RNA. Its product is annotated as Cystatin/monellin superfamily protein. The record is from RefSeq and is marked reviewed. The transcript is spliced from 3 exons. The coding region runs from base 1 to 624 and encodes 207 amino acids. Lineage: Eukaryota; Viridiplantae; Streptophyta; Magnoliopsida; Brassicales; Brassicaceae.
AUGGCUCCUGAAUCGAUCAAGGAAGAGAUGGAGAUACAAGCUUCGACGACGAAAAUGAUGAACUCUUCGCUCAUGGAGGAGCACAAAGUCGAAGAGGAAGAAGACGACGACGAAGGCAGCGAUAUCGACAGAAGAUAUAAAUACGUGCCAGAACCAGAACCGGAGUGGGAUGUGGACAGCUACGAUGGUCGUGAAUACGAGACAGAUCCUGAAGAUCGUCAGUUUUUCUCCGACGAAGACAGUUAUCAAGAAUUUCGUACCCGCAAGCGUCAGGCUAUCGAGAGUAAGGGUUUUCUUCCAGAACCUUUGAGUGGGACUUACCCAAUCCAAGAUCUUGAAGAAGUAGCGUAUCGUAAUAUGACCGCUCGAGAGUUGAAUACAGAUCUUGCUAACUUGUGUGUUAAGAAAUUAAACGAUGAGAAGGGAACGACUGUGGAAUUGGUAGAGAUUGUAAGAGUUAUUGAAUUAGGAGGAGCUACAUGGAAUUCUUAUAUAACGUUUAUGGCUCGUGAGUAUCCCAAUGGACCUCUUGUUGAGUACCAUGCCAAAGUCAUGAGUUAUGUAGGACAGGAGAAACCUCCUUUCCCUAUUCUCUGCAGACCAAGUCCUAAACUCUCUGUUUAG